Molecule: messenger RNA, 708 nt
Organism: Spodoptera littoralis (African cotton leafworm)
Lineage: Eukaryota; Metazoa; Arthropoda; Insecta; Lepidoptera; Noctuidae
Source: the annotation of a GenBank genome assembly
AUGGGAGGCUGCAUAGGAAUAACUAGAAGUGGUAGCGGGCCUAUAGAGGAGUCUUCAGCUACUGUGUCUCGGCCUAAUUCAGGCGGGCUGAGGAAGAAUCAGUCGUUGUGCCACGAGACCAUAAGAUGGAAAUCGGAUGUGCCAUUGACAGAAGGACAGUUACGUAGCAAAAGAGAUGAGUUUUGGGACACAGCGCCGGCGUUCGAAGGACGCAAGGAGAUUUGGGACGCGCUCCGGGCGGCCGCCGUUGCUGCAGAGGCGAUGGACUUCCAGCUCGCACAGGCAAUACUUGACGGCGCCAGUGUUUCAGUGCCCAAUGGCUACCUCACUGAGUGCUAUGAUGAAUGGGGCACAAGAUAUCAGGUUCCAAUAUACUGUUUGUCGCCACCCAUUAAUAUGGUGAAGGAAGCAAGUGGCAGGGAUUCUCCAGCAGAGUGGUCUGAGCCAGUGGAGGGUGGUACGGAGGUGUCUCUCCGUCUGCGGCUCUCCAACACUUGCAAAGACGUGGACCUGGCUGUCUACUCCCGACACACUAUAUCACAGUGCAAAAAUAAAUUACAUGCUCAAGAGAACAUCGAGCCGUGGCGCCAACGCUGGUUCUACGGCGGCAAACUCCUCGGCGACCGACUGCUGGUGGAAGAAGCAAAGAUCACGCCCGGGUACGUCGUGCAGGUCAUAGUCAGCACCGACCCGCAGCCGCCGAGCUAG